This is a messenger RNA of Penicillium salamii, 858 nucleotides long. The record is from the annotation of a GenBank genome assembly. NCBI's taxonomy places the organism in Eukaryota, Fungi, Ascomycota, Eurotiomycetes, Eurotiales, Aspergillaceae.
AUGUCUCUUAUGCUCUCCGACAACCUGGCUCCUCAGCCCAUGACUGAUAUAUUCACCGAAGACACAAACAUUGACCGUCGCAAGUGCCACCGGACAGUGCCUAUGAAGGUGCUCGCUCUGGGUGUUGGUCGUACCGGAACUGCCUCUCUGCGCAAGGCCUUUGAACGUCUUGGAUAUGGCAAGUGUUACCACAUGAUGUGCGCAAGUGUUGAGAACCCGCCGGACUGUCUCAUGUGGCACGAUGCCCUGAACGCAAAGUACAACGGCAUCGGCGAAUUCGGACGCAAGGAAUGGGAUCAGCUUUUGGGUGACUGCCAGGCCGUCUGUGACUGGCCUGCUUGCGCCUUUGCAAAGGAAUUGAUCGAAGCCUACCCCAAUGCCAAGGUCAUCCUGACCACCCGUGAUGUCGACCCGUGGCACGCUUCCGUUAUGAAGACCGUUUUCUGGCGUGUCUCAGACCCAGAGCACAAAUUUGUCUCCAACUUCAGCUGGGCUGCCGGCAUGUACUACCCCAUGUUGAACAAGUUCUUCGAAACAUUCUUCCGUGGCGAUUUCCAGGGCAAGGGCAAGCAAGUAUACGAGGAUCACGUCGCCGAGGUCCGCAGCUUGGUUCCCCCAGAGCGUUUGCUCGAAUACAACAUCAAUGACGGCUGGGCCCCACUUUGCGAAUUCCUCGAGGAGGAAGUCCCCGAUACUCCCUUCCCCCGCGGAAAUGACAUGGCCGACUUCUACAAGCGUUGCAGCACCCGUAACCGCCACCAAAUGAUGAACGCUGCCCUUCAGGUUGUCACCAUUGGCGGUUCACUCCUCGCUGCUGGGUUUGCGGCUACCGUCGCUUUCAAGCGAUUCAGCCGCUAA